AACCAACGGGCCUUCAAAGAAUAAAGUCCCACUUUGACAAAUCAACCAUGUUUCAGGCCUUUUGGUCUAUGGGCCUAAACCCACAAAAACAUCAACCAAUUCCCAAGCACUGCUCCCACUCGUGCUGAUUCAAAUGGAGAAAGAUGAAAGCUUGACUGACACCUUUUUUUAAAAGUCGCCUCUUUUAUUUUUUGACACUGCAAGAACUUGGUUUGCUUUGAAGCUAAAUUUAGGGUUUUCAGGGUUUCUAUUUCUGUUUUUGAUCCUUUUUUUUUUUUGUUGGGAUUAAAAAGUUCAAAGCUUGAAAUGGACGGGGAGGAGUUGACAGAGCAGGAGACUGCUCUUUAUGAUCGCCAAAUUAGGGUUUGGGGUGCUGAUGCUCAAAGAAGACUAAGUAAAUCUCAUAUACUAGUCUAUGGAAUGAAAGGGACUGUUGCUGAGUUUUGCAAGAACAUUGUAUUGGCAGGAGUUGGUAGUGUGACAUUGGUGGAUGACCGGGUAGUUGCUGAGGAAGCUUUGUCUGCGAAUUUCUUGAUACUGCCUGAUAAAAAUCAGUACCAGGGGAAAACUCUUGCUGAGGUCUGUUGUGAUUCUUUGAAAGAAUUCAACCACAUGGUUCAUGUAUCUGUAGAAAAAGGUGAUAUAUCAACAUUUGGUGUUGAAUUCUUUGAAAAGUUUGAUACUGUGGUCAUUAGUUGCUGCUCUCUUGCAAAAAAGAAAUUGAUCAAUCAGAAGUGCCGGAAGUUAUCAAAGCGUGUAGCAUUUUAUACAGUUGACUGUAGAGGUUCUUGUGGUGAAAUAUUUGUUGAUUUACAGGACUAUAAAUAUUCUAAGAAAAAACUGGAGGAAACCAUUGAAUGCCAACUAGAAUACCCAAGCUUUGAGGAAGCCAUUUCGGUACCUUGGAGAGCACUUCCGAGAAGAGUGUCAAAGCUUUACUUUGCUAUGAGAGUGAUAGAGCUAUUCGAAGAUGUUGAAGAUCGUAAUCCAGGAGAAACCUCAAUUGCUGAUCUUCCUGGUAUUUUGAAGCUUAGAAAGGAACUUUGUGAAACAAAUUCACUGAGUGAGUCUCAAGUACCUGAUGCACUCCUAGAAAGACUUCUAAUAGGUACAAGGGAGUUCCCUCCAGUUUGUGCCAUCAUUGGAGGCAUCCUUGGACAGGAGGUGAUUAAAGCAAUAUCAGGCAAAGGGGACCCACUCAAGAAUUUCUUCUUCUUCGAUGCCAUGGAUGGGAAAGGCUUGAUAGAGGACAUAUCAGAGCCUAACACCGGAAGCCAAGCAGCUUUGAUCAACGAUGACAUGUAAAAUCGUAACUUAGGCGUGUUAACUUUUGGCCUCCUUCACUGGCUAUUGCUAUUAAGGGGAAGUUAGCUUGCUGUUGAAGCUAUUAUAGGAUGGCAAACAAUUAACUGUUGACAUUGUUGCCUAAAACUGAAACCCCGGAAAACUUGGAACUUUUAAUCUUCCUUAAAAGAAUUUGGACCCAACACUGUUGCUAAUGAAUCAUGAUAUAUAGAAUUGAAUGUUGGGGGGCCUUUUUAUUCG
Messenger RNA from Durio zibethinus, 1545 nucleotides. Its product is annotated as SUMO-activating enzyme subunit 1B-1-like. NCBI's taxonomy places the organism in Eukaryota, Viridiplantae, Streptophyta, Magnoliopsida, Malvales, Malvaceae. The record is from RefSeq and is a predicted model, not a curated record. Gene Ontology annotation, biological process: protein sumoylation. Gene Ontology annotation, molecular function: SUMO activating enzyme activity. Gene Ontology annotation, cellular component: cytoplasm; SUMO activating enzyme complex.